CUCCAUAACAACCCAGCAGUGCCAUUCUUCUAACACCACCCAGGCUUUCCGUUUUUCAGACCGGUUUGGAGACUCUGUUCUGCCGCAGUUACCUCGCAAAUCCCCAACAAGCAACCCCAUCUCUCUGCAGCCAUGCUUGAGACCAGUAGUGACGCCCUGUUCCUGCCUACCCACCAAGACAAGGCGCUGGUGGACAACCUGCUGUCCAGCGAGGAUUCGGAUGGAGACUCUGGUGUUCAAGAGCUCUCCCUGGCUAGGGCCUUGCUCCCACGGGGAGACUCUGCCUCCCCGCCCCUCACCCACUCGGUCUGCUCCACCCGCUACAAGACAGAGCUCUGCAGCAGAUACUCGACUAACGGCUCCUGCAAGUACGCCGAGCGCUGCCAGUUCGCCCACGGCCUCCACGAGCUCCACGUGCCCUCCCGCCACCCAAAGUACAAGACAGCGUUGUGCCGAAGCUUCCACAUGAACAGCAACUGUCACUACGGCAGCCGCUGCCUGUUCGUCCACAACUCCACCGAGCAGCGGCCCUACUAUCGCCGCCGCAAGAAUGUCGCCUGCCACACCUUCCGCUCCUUUGGCGUUUGUCCCUUUGGCACCCGCUGUAGCUUCCUGCAUGUAAUGGCUGGUGACCUCGGAAGUGGUCUGGAGUCGCCUGCUGCUGUCGAGGUGAAGACUCCACCACCAUAUGUUUCCAGCCCCCAUUUCCCACCACACUCCAAGGAGUGGAAGCCUCGUGGAGCUCUGUGCCACACCUUCAGCUCAUUCGGGUUCUGCCUGUACGGCACACGGUGCAGCUUCCAGCACGGCCUCCCCAACAAGAUCAAAACCCCCGAGCAGACCUUCUUCCCCCAGCUGUCCCCUGGUUCAGACUCCCCCAACUCCUUCUUCACCUCUUCUACCUCAUCAUCUCCACCAUCAGCCUCCCCUGUCAACACCCCCCCUGCAGAGGCCACAGCACACAACGCCUUCACCUUCUCCAGCCAGCACCUGAACAACCUGCUGCUGCCGCUGGCCCUCCGUCUGCAGCAGCUGGAGAGCAGCAAGGCGCAGGAGAUGUAGGACAACCGGGCACUCUGACAGGAAGCGGCCGUUAAUAGAAUUCAGCACUGAACACCACAGCUCCCUUAAACCUGUUUUAGUGACAUUGUUUUUAUGUUCCUCUUUCCAUAGGGACUGCAUUAUCUAUAUUUUUAUUUAGGUUGUUAGACCUGAGCGCUUAUGUCAGCAGGUUAGACAGGUCUUUAACUGUUUAAUUUCAGAUCAAGUGGUCUGGAAAAUGUAAAGUUGAUGCUGUGUGUGUAUGUAUAUUAUUUUUUAAACUAUUGUAAAUACUUUAUUAAUGAACUGAGUAUAUGAGAUGUCUGACCUCAGAAUCAUGAAUAAACUAAUUUUAAUCUCUCA
Molecule: messenger RNA, 1404 nt
Organism: Eleginops maclovinus (Patagonian blennie)
Lineage: Eukaryota; Metazoa; Chordata; Actinopteri; Perciformes; Eleginopidae
Gene: cth1
Product: cysteine three histidine 1
Exons: 2
Coding region: 133-1062 (309 amino acids)
Molecular function (GO): metal ion binding; mRNA binding
Source: RefSeq, a predicted model, not a curated record